This is a messenger RNA of Plectropomus leopardus (leopard coralgrouper), 3098 nucleotides long. Lineage: Eukaryota; Metazoa; Chordata; Actinopteri; Perciformes; Serranidae. The record is from RefSeq and is a predicted model, not a curated record.
GCUCUACAGACCAGCACAAACAUGAAAGAGAAAGUGCUACACGCUCAGGGUGGCUGCCACCCGUGUCCUCCGGGGGGGAAGAUGGUCAUCCAGUGCUUGAGGUGUGGGGAGCCGUGCAAGGGAGAGGUGCUGCGAGUCCAGACCAGCCACUUCCACAUAAAGUGCUUUACCUGCAAAGUGUGCGGCUGUGACCUGGCUCAGAGUGGUUUCUUCAUGAAGAACGGAGACUACCUCUGCCCGCUGGACUUCCAAAGGCUUCACGGCACGCUCUGCAACAACUGCGGGGAAUUUGUAGAGGGAGAGGUGGUCACAGUCUUGGGGAAGACCUACCACCCAGCCUGCUUUGUGUGCACCAAUUGCAAACAGCCUUUUCCUGCCGGGGAUUGUGUCACCUUCAGUGGAAGGGAUUGUCUGUGUCAGCGCUGUAUCCGACCCGUGUCUCCUACUCCUAACGACAUCCAGUGUUCCAGUAACUGCUCUGGCUGUGGCAGAGACAUCAAGAAUGGCCAGGCUCUGUUAGCGCUGGGUGGCCAGUGGCACCUCGGCUGCUUCAAGUGUAAAGCCUGCAGAAAAGUGCUGAGCGGAGAAUACAUCAGCAAGGAUGGUGUUCCGUAUUGUGAGAGGGACUACCAGAUUCAAUUUGGGGUACAAUGUGAAGCAUGUCAGAAGUUUAUUACUGGAAAAGUCUUAGAGGCAGGGGAGAAACAUUAUCACCCCAGCUGCGCAAGAUGUAGCCGAUGUAACAAAAUGUUCACAGAAGGUGAAGAAAUGUAUCUGCAAGGAUCAACAGUUUGGCAUCCGGACUGCAGAGACAGCAGAACUGAGGAUACUUACAUGGUCGGCAGACCAAAAACACCUUCUCUUGCUUACUUUUUCCCUCAACAUGAACUGAAGGCCACUAGAUCGUCCUCUGAAAGCUCCUGUUCAAGGCCGGGCUCGUGCACGCCGGGGAGUCCUGGUCGGACCAUCUGUGCAAAAGUAGAUAACGAGAUCAUUGAUUACCGAGACUUAGCAGCCAUUCCCAGAGUCAAGGCUAUAUAUGACAUAGAGCAUCCUGAUAUGAUAUCUUAUAAGUCUGUGAACGACAACUCCUCUACUUUGGACAAAGGAAAGAGACAGGACAGGCAAAGCCCUGCAGAGUCACCAGGAAACGUAUCUGAAACCACAGAGGAGAGUCUAGAAGUAAGAAAUAGCAUACCAAAAUCUUCAAGCCAUGGAUAUUUUGGAGUUCAUGCAACGUACAAUCGUCACAGCUACACUCCAAGUCUGUCCAGAUCACCACAACACUUUCACCGCCCAGCAGAAGUGAUGCUUUCUCCCUCUUUAUUCUCUGGUAACAAUGACACACGCCCCACUUCCCCUUUAUACCACCACUUACUCCCUCAAACCAAAGAUGAAGGCUUCAACAUGUACAGGAGGCCUCCAAUUUAUAAACAGCAAGAUCUAAAAACCUCUUCAUCCCAAACAGCCUCUUUGCCUGGAUAUGGUCGCAAUGGCCUCCAUCCGCCACGCUCAGCUGACUUCUCCCAAUACAGCAGCGAAAGAUUCAGAGACUACAAGCUCCAUGACGGUCAACAUCCAUUAGCACGAAUGGACAGAGGAGUGUCUAUGCCUAAUUUAUUGGAACCAAAAGUCUACCCAUAUGAACUGCUCGCAGUCACCAGUAGAGGACGAGCGAAACUUCCCAAGGAUGUCGACAGAACAAGACUUGAGCGUCACCUUUCUCCGGAUUCAUUCUUUGAGGUCUUUGGCAUGGAGAUUCAAGAGUUUGACGUACUUCCACUGUGGAAACGUAAUGACAUGAAGAAGAGGGCAAAUCUCUUCUAAAUUCUGCCUAAUGCCCAUUUUAAAUUACUAAUAAUAUGUAGUGGGCUACAUUUUAUGUUCUGAUGACCCCUUUGUGUUUAUUUCUUUGCAUCUGACACAAACAUUAGGGGUUAAGUUUAGGGUUUCUUUUUGCCUGAAAACUGGAUACAACAUUGAUUUUCCAGUUAGUUUCUGUAGGCUAAUGUAAUGAAUGUUUAAAUGUAAUACCUCAAAGCAGACAUGAACAUGAGAACUCAACUUACUAUAGUCUUUGCUAAUAGAUAGCUAUUAUUAUUUUGUUUUUCCUAAGUCAGCCCCAUUUCCUCAAAAGUAACAUUCAUAUUGGACAAUUCAGCUGUAACAACUGAUGUCCAUUCAUUGUAAAAAAAAAAAAUAAAUAUUAAAAAAAAGUAUAAAGAGAGUCUUUGAUUCAAGAGACCAAAAUGUUUCAAACUGACAAUUCAUGUUGACCUUUGUGGCAUUUACCAAUGCAGAUAAUCCUUCUGUCAGGCCACCUAAGCUAGAUUUAACCCCUAAGAUAUAAACUGGUUAAACUUUUAACAAUGUGCUGCUGUGAUGUUAUUAUUGACUCUUGGUUGCACCAGAUCAGCAAAAUGCUCAUUUAUAUCAUUCAGGAGUAUUUGUGUAAAAUCAUAUGAUCAUUGACACCAUCUUUGAGGGGAACUAAUGUUUUAUUCCUAAAAUAUCUGCACUUGGUUACUGCAAGAUGGGUAAAAGUGAGAUACAUUAAUGAAGCAGUUUAAAAUUAAAUGACAAGAAUGUAUCAUCAUUUAUGAGAAAAGUAUGCAUUUGUCUAGUUGCCUGCUGAAAAUGAAAGAGUUGUUGGUUUUAGAUUACAGUUUGAGAUGGGUUAGGGUAUUAAUGGUGUUUAAAGUCUAAGGCAUUAGUGUCUAAAAUGGCUGUGAAGCUGGUUAAAGUUAGGUUGUAAUGAAAAGCUUUUGUAGAUAAAUAUUAUUCUCUCUCUAAAUAAUGUAAUGAUACCUGAUGUAUGGCGCAGUGAUUGUUAUUAAUGUGUAAUUUUGGUAAACUCAUCCCUGCUGUCAUUGUCACUUCUGUAUGAUAUUAUAUUUUUGUCACUCUUGAUUCUCACUUUGUUGUCUCCAAAUGUUGAAGCAGCCAAGAUUUGAGAACUGUGUAUUUAUGUCACAAAAUUAUCAUUGAAAUGUUCUUUAUUGGAAUAAUUAAAUGUUUCCCCCUGACUUAUUACUGUAUGUGUAAAUACCCUCACACUGCAGUCCCAGCACAUCACCUCAAGCGCCCUAAAUAAAAUC